GUCAAAGGAAAAAUGUGUCGCUUUUCUGGACUCAAAUGGAUUAUUUUAUUUAUUGGUGACGCCAUUUUGAAUUUGAAUAUCACCAGAUACCAAGAUUUGACCCACUCCAACUCCAAUUUCUCUUCACUAUCUUGCUAGAUUUCAUAAUUCUCUCAUGAGAAAUGUCAAUUUUAGGAAAAAUCAACAACAGUGAAAAUCUGGGCUCAUCAUCAUCUUUCCAUGAAUUCAAAAAACAAGCUUCUUUCUUCCUCAAGGAAAAAAUCAAGACUGCUCGAUUAGCUUUGACCGAUGUUACCCCUGCUCAACUAUUGGUUGAAGAAUCAACAAACGGGAAUCCAUGGGCGCCAGAUGCACGUACCUUGAAGAUGAUAUCAAAAGCUGCUUUUGAAAUCGAUGAUUACUGGAGAAUCGUUAACGUUCUUCACAACAGAUUGAUUAGAUUUGAUGCAAACAACUGGAGGAUAUCAUAUAAAGCUGUGGUGGUAUUAGAACACUUGUUGACACAUGGCCCAGAAAGUGUUGCAGAAGAAUUUCAAACUCACACAGAUGUUAUUCAAGAGAUGACCAAUUUUCAAUAUAUCGAUGAAAAAGGAUUCAAUUGGGGGCUUAAUGUAAGAUUAAAAUCAGAAAGAACCUUGAAAUUUCUGAAUGAAUUGAGUUCGCUAAAAGAAGAGAGAGCAAAAGCAAGGAAAUUAAGUAGAGGAAUUGAAGGAUUUGGGAGUUUUAACCAUAGGAUUUCUUCAGGACAUGGUGUUCUUCAACAAUCUUCUUUGGAAAAAUACAAAAGGUCUCAUUCCCAAUUCAUUGAACAUGGAAAUCUCGAUGAAAACCAAAUCUCACCCAUGAUCCAAGAUGAGAAUUCAUAUUCAAGAAACCCCAUCAAAAAAACCCCUGAGAUUUCACCACUUUCUGAUGGAUUUGGUGGCAAUAUGAUAGUGGAAAAGUUGGGAAGUCAAUUGAGUUCUAAAGAAAAUAUGGCUCCAAAAGAGGACCAUAUUGUAGGGGAAUCGAAUCCUUUGUUGGGUGAUGUGAAAAGUGAUUCAUGGGUUAUGAUAGAUGUUGGAGAAGAAGACGAAGAAGAUCAUCCGUUCAACAAUGAAGAAAACCAAGCGAAAAUGUCUCUGAUAUGAUCAAAUAAAAAGGAGUGGACAAAAUAGUUUGCUGAUUUGAUUACUUGUAGCAUUUCUCUUGCUAUAACAAUGAACGUGUUUUGAUUAGGGAAGAUGGAAUAUUUAUGUAAACAAAGUUUUCAAAGUAUAUUUGAUGUUGUUGUGUGAC
This is a messenger RNA of Lactuca virosa, 1278 nucleotides long. NCBI's taxonomy places the organism in Eukaryota, Viridiplantae, Streptophyta, Magnoliopsida, Asterales, Asteraceae. The record is from the annotation of a GenBank genome assembly.